This is a messenger RNA of Anguilla anguilla (European eel), 1746 nucleotides long. Its product is annotated as NADH dehydrogenase [ubiquinone] flavoprotein 1, mitochondrial. Gene Ontology annotation, biological process: mitochondrial electron transport, NADH to ubiquinone. NCBI's taxonomy places the organism in Eukaryota, Metazoa, Chordata, Actinopteri, Anguilliformes, Anguillidae. Gene Ontology annotation, molecular function: 4 iron, 4 sulfur cluster binding; NAD binding; NADH dehydrogenase (ubiquinone) activity. The coding region runs from base 197 to 1621 and encodes 474 amino acids. The transcript is spliced from 12 exons. The record is from RefSeq and is a predicted model, not a curated record.
UUAUUAGUUGAAAUAUAGCAUCAAGGUCUUGGAUCAGUGUCACAGGGGUAAUCUAGGGUAAGCACUGUGCACGGAAGCACAUCACUUGCUUCAUCGUGGAUUCCAACACAAAGGUGUCUGCUCUAAGUCCCAGACUCAGGUGCUUAUCAAAAAAUUCUAACCAGCGAAGGAAAGUGAACUUCCAUUUUAAGGAAGGAUGCUGUCCCUGUCGCGGGUGUUGGUGAACGCCGCGGCGCGAUCGCCGGUUGCGGUCAGCCAGUGCGGCGCGACGGCCCUGAGUCGGUUCAGCAGCGCCGCAGCUCAGCAGGAUAAGCCGAAGAAGACUAAGUUCGGGCCGCUCGCAGACCAGGAUCGGAUUUUCACCAACUUGUACGGUCGCCAUGACUGGAGGUUGAAGGGUGCCAUGAGUCGGGGUGACUGGUACAAGACGAAGGAGAUCCUGCUGAAGGGGGUGGACUGGAUCCUCAACGAGGUGAAGACCUCAGGCCUGAGGGGAAGGGGCGGAGCCGGCUUCCCCACCGGCAUGAAGUGGAGCUUCAUGAACAAGCCGAGCGACGGCCGGCCGAAGUACCUGGUGGUGAACGCCGACGAGGGGGAGCCGGGCACCUGUAAGGACCGGGAGAUCAUGCGCAGCGAUCCGCACAAGCUGGUGGAGGGGUGCCUGGUGGCCGGCCGAGCCAUGGGAGCCCGCGCCGCGUACAUCUACAUCCGGGGCGAGUUCUACAACGAGUCGUCGAACCUACAGGUGGCCAUCAACGAGGCCUACGCCGCCGGCCUGGUCGGCAGGAACGCCUGCGGCUCGGGCUACGACUUCGACGUGUUCGUCAUGCGCGGGGCUGGCGCCUACAUCUGCGGCGAGGAGACGGCGCUCAUCGAGUCCAUCGAGGGCAAGCAGGGCAAGCCCCGCCUCAAGCCGCCCUUCCCGGCCGACGUGGGGGUGUUUGGCUGCCCGACGACGGUUGCUAACGUGGAGACGGUCGCGGUGGCGCCCACCAUCUGUCGCCGCGGUGGUUCGUGGUUUGCCACUUUCGGGAGGGAGAGGAACUCCGGGACCAAGCUCUUCAACAUCUCGGGCCACGUGAACACCCCCUGCACCGUGGAGGAGGAGAUGUCCAUCCCCCUCAAAGAGCUCAUCGAGAGACACGCGGGAGGAGUGCGGGGCGGCUGGGACAACCUACUUGCAGUGAUCCCCGGGGGGUCCUCCACACCCCUCAUCCCCAAAUCGGUGUGCGAGGAGGUGCUGAUGGACUUUGACGGCCUCAUUCAGGCACAGACCGGCCUGGGCACGGCUGCACUCAUCGUCAUGGACAAAUCCACGGACAUCAUCAGAGCCAUCGCUCGCCUGAUUGAGUUCUACAAGCACGAGAGCUGUGGCCAGUGCACCCCCUGCAGGGAAGGAGUGGACUGGAUGAACAAGAUGAUGUGGCGAUUUGUGCGCGGGAAUGCAAAGGUCUCGGAAAUCGACAUGAUCUGGGAGAUUAGCAAGCAGAUCGAGGGACAUACCAUCUGCGCGUUGGGAGAUGGAGCUGCCUGGCCAGUACAGGGAUUAAUUCGACACUUCCGCCCCCUUAUGGAGGGUCGCAUCUCCGAGUUCCAGGAGCAGCAGCAAGCUCGGGCUUGAGAUACAUUUCUGCCACUCAUUUCAGCCUCUCUGUUCUAUUAUUAUUUAACAAAACUGCUUAUAAUUAUGAAUCAUUACAUGAGCUCUCUCUGUAUGAAAUCUCCAAUAAAGUUCUAAGAACCUUA